AUGCGUCUCUCUGGGCUUCUCCUUACGCUUUCGGCGCUCCUUUGGGGUUGCCAGUCGACGGACAAUGGUCUUACUACUGCAGUUACGUGGGACAAUUAUAGUCUGAGUGUUAAUGGCGAGAGGGUUUUCAUCUACUCUGGAGAGUUCCACUAUCAGCGCAUGCCAGUUCCUGAGAUGUGGUUGGAUAUCUUCCAAAAGCUUAAAGCCAAUGGGUUUAAUACCGUCAGCGUGUACUUCUUUUGGUCUUACCAUUCUCCAUCAAGAGAUGUCUACGACUUCGAAACCACUGGAAGAAAUGUUCAGCGCAUGUUUGACUACGCCAAGGAAGCUGGUAUAUGGAUAAUUGCCCGUGCGGGGCCAUAUAUCAAUGCGGAAACAAAUGGUGGUGGUCUUGCGCUCUGGGGUUCUGAUGGAAGUAUGGGCAAUCUCAGAACAAGUGACAACGCGUACUACCAAGCAUGGCUCCCAUGGGUACUCAAGAUGGGCGAGAUCAUUGCAAAGAACGAAAUCAUGAAAGGCGGAACUGUCAUUUUCAAUCAAAUUGAGAACGAGCUCCAGGAAACUUCCUAUGUUGCGACCAAUACUCUGGUCAAAUAUAUGGAGCAACUCAAAGCUGCAUUCCUUCUCUCGGGGGUUACCGUCCCAUUUUCGCACAACGAGAAGGGCAUGCGAUCAAUCUCAUGGAGUACCGAUUACCAAAACGUUGGAGGAGCAGUCAAUCUUUAUGGACUUGACUCAUAUCCUGGUGGACUGUCUUGCACAAGUGUAAACUCUGGAUUCAACGUGGUUCGUACCUACUACCAAUGGUUUGCCAACUACUCUUACACUCAACCAAACCACUUCCCGGAGUUCGAAGGUGGUUGGUUCUCUCCAUGGGGCGGUACCUUCUACGACGACUGCGCUUCAGAGCAUGAACCUGGAUUCGCAGACGUCUACUACAAGAACAACAUUGGUCAAAGAACGACAAUUCAGAACAUUUACAUGACUUGGGGAGGAACUAACUGGGGACAUUCCGCCGCUCCAGUUGUUUACACUUCGUACGAUUAUUCCGCUCCGCUUCGGGAGACGAGACAAAUCCAAGAUAAAUUAUAUCAAACCAAGCUGAUUGGUCUAUUUUCUCGGGUAUCCAAGGAUCUUCUCAAGACAGAUAUGAUAGGAAACGGUACUGGAUACGCAGUCUCAUCUACUGGUAUAUGGACAUGGGAGAUUCGCAAUCCGGAUACCAAUACUGGAUUCUACACUGUUCAACAAGCCAAGACUGGUUCUCGAACUUCCGUGUUCUUUUCUGUCAAUCUGAACACAUCAGCUGGCAAUAUUACAGUUCCCAAUGUCAACCUCAAUGGUCGUCAAAGCAAGAUUUUCGUUACUGAUUACAACUUCGGCAAUCACAGUCUACUGUACUCCACAGCAGACGUUCUUACCUAUGGUGUAUUUGAUGUUGAUGUGCUUGUCUUGUACCUGAUGGAGGGCCAGACUGGACAAUUCGCGUUGAAGAGCAAAUCUGGAAAUGCCAAGUUCACAAGUGAGGGCGCAUCAAAGAUCAGCACUGCUGCUGGAAACAACACCAUCACUGUUUCAUACACUCAAGGUGCCGGCCAAACAGUACUUCAGCUAGAUGGCAUGCUCAUUUACCUACUCGAGCAGAAGGCGGCAUGGAAGUUCUGGGCCCCUCCAACGACCAACAGUCCAGACGUCAAGCCUGACGAGCAAAUCUUCGUUCUUGGCCCGUACUUGGUCCGAAGUGCAUCAAUCACUAACGGUGUUGUACAUAUCUCGGGAGACAAUGAUAACGCAACCACGAUCGAGGUCUAUUCUGGAAACCCAGCUAUCCAAACCAUUGACUGGAACGGAAUCCGUUUGAACGCGGUCAAGACUUCCUAUGGAUCAGUCACUGCCAAGAUUCCAGGUGCCGCUGAUAGAACAAUUUCCCUUCCUCCUCUCGAGAACUGGAGAUCUGCCGAUUCUCUUCCAGAAAAGGCUGCGACCUAUGAUGAUUCCAAAUGGGCUGUUUGCAAUAAGAGCAUAACAUUGAGUCCCGUUGCUCCUCUCACCAAACCAGUCCUGUUCUCUAGUGACUAUGGAUUUUACACUGGUGCCAAGAUCUACCGAGGAUACUUUGACGGUCAGUCUUUCACUUCGGUUGACAUUACUGCCUCCGGUGGACUCGCAUUUGGAUGGACCGCUUGGCUUAAUGGGGCAUUGGUUGGAGGUAACGUUGGUAAUGCAACACUCACCACGACCAGCGCCGUCAUUAAGCUUCCUUCGGCAUCUCUAAAGGCCAAGGACAACCUUUUGACUGUCGUGGUUGAUUAUCACGGGCACGAUCAAACCUCUACAGCCAAGGGAGUAGAGAACCCAAGAGGUAUACUCGGUGCUUCGCUUAUCUCAUCCAACGGCACUUCUUCUAGCAGUGCCUUCAAGACCUGGAAGAUUCAAGGGAACGCAGGCGGGUCUGCUGAUAUUGAUCCUGCUCGUGGUCCGAUGAACGAAGGUGGUCUUUAUGGUGAGCGACUUGGCUGGGCCUUACCAUCAUUCGUCCCUUCCACUCCUCAAUUCGACCGCUCCUCGCCAUUCGUUGGAAUCAAAACCUCUGGUGUCCAAUUUUACACCACGACAUUCCAUCUCAACAUCGACUCUGAUCUUGACGUGCCACUCGGUAUCGAGCUCGGUGCUCCAGCUGGUACAGUUGCCAGAGUCAUGAUCUGGGUCAAUGGUUACCAAUAUGGAAAGUAUGUUCCUCAUAUUGGUCCGCAAACCAGAUUCCCGGUUCCUCCUGGAGUCAUCAACAACAGAGGUCUCAACACGGUUGCGUUGAGUCUGUGGGCUAUGACUGAUGCCGGUGCGAAAAUGGACACUGUGAAGUUGAUUACAUAUGGACAGUACCAGACCAACUUUAAGUUUAAUCGGGAUUGGAGUGCUUUGCAGCCUGGGUGGGACAAGAGCAGGUUACAGUAUGCUUGA
Glarea lozoyensis ATCC 20868 is the source of this 2961-nucleotide messenger RNA. RefSeq names its product (Trans)glycosidase. The coding region runs from base 1 to 2961 and encodes 986 amino acids. Gene Ontology annotation, molecular function: beta-galactosidase activity. Gene Ontology annotation, cellular component: vacuole. The record is from RefSeq and is a predicted model, not a curated record. NCBI's taxonomy places the organism in Eukaryota, Fungi, Ascomycota, Leotiomycetes, Helotiales, Helotiaceae. The transcript has 8 exons. Gene Ontology annotation, biological process: carbohydrate metabolic process.